AUGUCCCAAGUGGAAAAAGUGUCCAUUCUUGGAUCCGACUCCAUUCAUGUGGGUUACGGGAUCCAGGACCACAUUGUGGAAGAGACACUUACGAACCUCAAGUCCUCUACGUAUGUGAUUAUCACCGAUUCCAAUAUGGAAGCCACUGCUCCAUACCAGACUUUGAGUUCCAAGUUUGAAGCCGGAUUGAAAGAAUUCAGACCAGAAUCCCGGUUGUUCUACUAUGCUGUUUCGCCUGGCGAAAACAACAAGUCUCGCGAAACAAAGGCCCAGGUUGAGGAUUUCCUCUUGCAAAAAGGUUGUACGAGAGAUACUGUGAUCAUUGCUGUUGGUGGUGGUGUUGUAGGUGACAUGAUUGGAUUUGUCGCUGCUACGUUCAUGAGAGGCGUUCGUGUGGUUCAAGUACCAACCACAUUGCUUGCGAUGGUUGAUUCUUCUAUUGGAGGAAAAACCGCUGUGGACACACCUUUGGGAAAGAACUUUGUUGGAGCAUUCCACCAACCAAAGUACGUCUUUGUUGAUGUUUCCUUUUUGACCACUUUACCUACGAGACAAUUCAUCAACGGUAUGGCCGAGGUGGUGAAAACAGCCGCAAUCUGGAACGAGGAAGAGUUUACUCGCCUUGAAAACUUCGCUAAGACAUUCAUCGCUGUGGUUACCAGCGACAACAUCGACCUUGCCACUAUUAAAGAUGAUUUGGUCAAGACAGUUUUGGAGUCCAUUCGCGUCAAGGCGGACGUUGUUUCUGCAGACGAAAAGGAGUCCAGCUUGAGAAACUUGCUUAACUUCGGUCACACAAUAGGCCAUGCAAUUGAAGCCAUCGUGACCCCACAAGCUUUGCACGGUGAGUGUGUUGCAGUCGGAAUGGUAAAAGAAGCCGAGUUGGCAAGAUACUGGGGGGUUUUAAGCCCCGUUGCCGUGGCUCGUUUGGUUAACUGUAUUGCUGCCUACAACUUGCCCACAUCUGUCGGAGACAAGAUUUUCGUGCAGCGGAUUGGUCAUAAACGUCAUUUUAUCCAGAUCAACACGUUGUUGGAGAAAAUGGCCAUUGAUAAAAAGAACGACGGUUCGAAAAUCAGAACCGUGAUUUUGGAAGCUAUAGGUAAAUGUUACCAAUUGAAAGCGCACGAGGUCUCAAAACAAGACUUGAGUUUUGUCUUAACAGACGAAACUUUGGUGCAUCCUUUCCAGGAGGAGACCACUCCCAAGGAAAAUGUUGUGAUUCCACCUGGAUCUAAGUCCAUCUCCAAUAGAGCGUUGAUUUUGGCUGCUUUAGGAAAGGGAACUGUACGUAUCAAGAACUUGUUACACUCCGACGACACAAAACAUAUGCUUGCUGCUGUCGCUGCUUUGAAAGGUGCGGAGAUUUCCACCGAAGAUAAUGGCGAUACUAUAGUUGUCAAGGGUAAUGGCGGAAACUUCAUUACUUGUGACGAACAACUUUACUUGGGUAAUGCCGGAACAGCGUCAAGGUUUUUGACCACCGUGGCCUCUUUGGUCAAUGUGAACGAACAGUCUAACGAUUACACCGUGUUGACCGGAAAUGCCAGGAUGCAAGAGAGACCCGUCGGUCCUUUGGUCAAUGCCUUGAGAGCAAAUGGAUCUGAAAUCGAAUACUUGAACAACGAAGGUUCUUUGCCUUUGAAAAUCAAGGCUGGAAAGGGCUUGAAAGGUGGCCGUGUUGAGUUGGCCGCCACGAUUUCCUCGCAGUACGUGUCGUCCAUUUUGAUGUGUGCCCCAUACGCCGAAAAAGAAGUCACAUUGGCUUUGGUGGGCGGGAAGCCAAUUUCGCAAUUGUACAUUGAUAUGACUAUUGCCAUGAUGAAGGACUUUGGCAUAUCUGUCACCAGAGACCCACAUGAAGAACACACUUACCAUAUCCCUAAGGGUGUCUACAGUAAUCCUGGUGUGUAUGAGGUGGAAUCUGAUGCUUCUUCUGCCACAUAUCCAUUGGCAUUUGCCGCAAUGACUGGUACCUCGUGCACCGUUCCGAAUAUUGGAUCUUCUUCUUUGCAAGGAGAUGCGAGAUUUGCUGUGGAUGUGUUGAAACCAAUGGGUUGUACUGUUGAACAAACGUCCACGUCCACCACGGUAAGAGGUCCCUCUAAGGGCAGCUUGAAGCCAUUAACCCAUGUUGAUAUGGAGCCUAUGACUGACGCAUUCUUGACUGCUUCCGUUGUUGCAGCAAUUGCUAAUAGCUCAGUGCCCACCCAGAUCACUGGUAUUGCCAACCAAAGAGUUAAGGAAUGUAACCGUAUUUUGGCAAUGGUAGAUGAAUUGGCUAAGUUUGGCGUAAGAGCUGAGGAACUCCCCGAUGGAAUCGAAAUCUACGGUAUCGAUUACAAAAACUUAAAGGUUCCUAGCUUGGAAAACAGAGGUGUUUGCACUUACGAUGACCACCGUGUCGCCAUGUCCUUCUCUUUGUUGGCCGGAAUGUGUCCUGAGCCUGUGUUGAUUACUGAAAGAUCGUGCACUGGAAAGACUUGGCCUGGUUGGUGGGACGUUUUGCACACCAAGUUUGGUGUGGAACUUGAGGGAUACGAAGAACCCAAAGACUUGAAUGACCCUGCUUUGUUGGUCAACAAAGAAGUCAACGGGGAUAAAUCGAUUGUCGUCAUCGGUAUGAGAGCUGCUGGAAAGUCUACUUUGAGCAGGUGGAUCGCAGACUUCAUGGGUUUUGAGCUCAUAGACUUAGACACUGUUUUUGAGCAAACCCAUGGCGACAUCCGUGAGUACAUCAAAGCUAACGGUUGGGGACGAUUCCGGGAACUUGAAGCUGGAAUAAUGAAGGAAUAUCUUACCAAGUGUUCUAGCCGUCAUGUUAUUUCAACAGGUGGGGGUAUUGUUGAAAGUGAGGAAUCGAGGGAUAUUUUGAAAUCUUACACCAAGACUGGUGGUAUCGUGCUCCACUUGCACAGAGACUUGGAUGAAACCAUUGUGUUUUUGAGUUCUGAUACAACAAGACCUGCCUACGUCAGCGAAAUCAAAGACGUUUGGGCUCGUAGAGAGAAAUGGUAUCACGAAUGCUCCAACUACCAUUUUUACUCGUCGCACUGUGGCACUGAAGAAGAGUUCAAAAAAUUGAGACACUCUUUCGUCAGCUACUUGAAAACCAUUACUGGUGCUGGACUCAGCCCAGUUCCAAAGGGCCGAUCAUUUGUUCUCAGUUUAGCAUGCUCUGACUUGAAUGACAUUGCUGAAAACCUAGAAGACAUUGUCGCCGGAUGUGAGGCUAUUGAGUUGCGCGUUGAUCUUUUGAAAGAUUACAGUCCAUCCUUUGUUGCUGAUCAAACGGCUGUUUUGAGAAAGUUUGUCAACUUGCCUAUAAUUUACACCAUCCGUACAAAGGGGCAAGGUGGAAACUUCCCCGAUGAAGACGUACAAGCUCUCGAACAGUUGAGUUACUUGGGUAUCAAACUUGGAGUGGAUUACUUGGAUGUUCAAUUAUCGAACUCGGAGAAAUUUGUGAAGAGUAUCAUCGAGAAGAAAGCGUUUACUAAAAUCAUCGCUACACACAUUGAUCUCGCUGGCUUGCCAUGGACCAGGGCUGAAUGGGAUAACAAGUACAACCAAGGGAUUAGUUUGAAUGCAGACGUUAUCCAAUUGGUCGGAUUUGCCCAUGCAUUCCAAGACAAUAUUGACCUUGAACAAUUCCGUGCAAACCACACUAUCACUCCGUUGAUUGCAUUCAAUGCUGGUGAGCAUGGAAAGUUGUCGCGGGUGUUAAACAGAACACUCACUCCCGUCACUAGUGAGUUGCUCUCAAAUGUUUCUGGGAAUGGACAGCUUACUGUGGGAGAAAUUAAUAGAUGUUUUUCUGAAAUAGGUGGAUUGAGCAGAAGAAACUUUUACAUUGUUGGAAACCCUAUCUCUCAUUCCCGCUCACCCCAGUUGCACACCGCAGGAUAUGAGAAGUUGAACUUGCCGCAUAGAUUCUCAAAGUUUGAGACUGAUUAUGCGCAAAAAGUAUAUGAGGAGGUGAUGACAAAGCCAGGCUUUGGAGGUUUGGCCGUCACCAUCCCGUUGAAGUUGGACAUCAUGAAGUACGUGAGUGAAUUGUCUGAAUCUGCUAAAAUCAUUGGUGCUGUUAAUACCGUCACGCCUUUGGAUGGACAGCCAGGAAAGUUUUAUGGUGACAACACAGAUUGGUACGGUAUCACGCAAUCUUUUGUAAGGCACGGUGUACCUUCUUUUGGUAAUUCUUCCGUGAAUGGUAUGGUUGUUGGUGGUGGAGGCACAUCCAGAGCUGCGGCUUUUGCCUUGCACCAGAUGGGAUGCAAGAAGAUUUACAUGGUCAACAGAACGACGUCCAAGUUACACGAGAUCAAAUCUUCUUUACCUCUGGACUUCAAUAUUGAAGUUUUAGAGACCGUGGACCAAGUGGAAGCUGCCGAUCCAGUUUCCUUAGUUGUGUCGUGUGUCCCUGCUGAUAAGCCUCUUGAUUCUGAACUUUUGAACAAGGUGGAGCGGAUUUUGUACCAUGGCAAAAACCAAGAGAAGCGCAGCUUUGUUCCUACAUUGCUUGAUGCGGCCUACAAGCCUCGUGUUACGCCCAUUAUGAAGAUCGCCGAGGAAAAGUUUGGUUGGGCUGUGGUUCCAGGAGUGGAGAUGUUGGUUAAUCAGGGAGUUUUGCAAUUUAAAGUGCACACCGUCUUUACUCCUCCAUACAAAAAUGUGUAUGAGGCUGUUGUGGAUGACAAUGUAUAA
Messenger RNA from Clavispora lusitaniae ATCC 42720, 4707 nucleotides. It is a transcript of the gene ARO1, whose product is annotated as Aro1p. Gene Ontology annotation, biological process: chorismate biosynthetic process; aromatic amino acid biosynthetic process. Gene Ontology annotation, cellular component: cytoplasm. Gene Ontology annotation, molecular function: shikimate 3-dehydrogenase (NADP+) activity; 3-phosphoshikimate 1-carboxyvinyltransferase activity; 3-dehydroquinate synthase activity. Lineage: Eukaryota; Fungi; Ascomycota; Pichiomycetes; Serinales; Metschnikowiaceae. The record is from RefSeq and is a predicted model, not a curated record.